GCACACAUUAGCUUAAUUCCCCUCUCUCCCACUCCUUGGGUUUGAAGUUUCAACUUACCGAACGCUAUAACGAGUUGAAUCGCCGGAAGAGCACUGGAAAGCUGACAAUGGAUCCGUGUCCAUUUGUGCGCCUCACCGUCGGCAAUCUCGCGCUGAAGAUUCCGGUGGCCUCGAAACCCGCUCGCUCCGUUGUACAUCCUUCUUCGUCGCCAUGUUUCUGCAAAAUCAAGUUCAAGAACUUCCCUACCCAAACUGCCGUCGUGCAGUGCAUUCCACCGGGAAGUAAUCAAACUUCGGAGGCUAUUAUUGUCCAAGCCCUAGCCGCUAGUUUCCAUCUAAACAAGUCCGACAUUGAAAAAUUCGCUGGAAAAUCUAUCUUCGUCGGAAAAUUGUACCUGAAAAUAUCGAUCUAUACGGGACGGAGAGGUACGACUUGUGGUUUGAACUCUGGGAGGCUGUUGGGGAAGGUUUCGGUGGCGUUGGAUCUGGCGGGAACGGAGUCUAGAGCUGUGGUGUUCCAAAAUGGUUGGAUUGAUAUUGGAAAAGAUCCGAAGAAUUCGAACGCGCAGUUUCACUUGACUGUGAAGGCUGAGCCUGAUCCGAGAUUCGUGUUUCAGUUUGACGGCGAGCCUGAGUGUAGUCCUCAGGUGUUUCAGAUCCAAGGCAACAUCCGGCAACCGGUAUUCACCUGCAAGUUCAGUUUCAGAACCACCGGUGACAGGACUCAGAGAUCUAGGUCGUUGCAGGUUGAGAAUGGCAGUUCAAGAGGGUGGUUGAGCGCGUUCGGAAGCGAGAGAGAACGACCGGGAAAGGAACGAAAAGGCUGGUCAGUGACGGUCCACGACUUAUCCGGUUCAGCGGUCGCCGCUGCAUCGAUGGUCACACCAUUCGUGGCCUCACCUGGUUCAGACCGAGUCAGUCGGUCCAACCCCGGCUCAUGGCUUAUUCUACGCCCUGGUGACAGCACUUGGAAACCCUGGGGCCGCCUCGAAGCCUGGCGCGAGCGCGGCUCGGCCGACGGCCUUGGCUAUCGAUUCGAGCUAAUCCCCGAUUCCGCCGCCGCCGGCAUUGUCUUAGCCGAGUCGACUCUCAGCUGCAGUAAGGGCGGAAAAUUUACAGUUGACUUAGCAUCGAAUGCUACGAACAAUGGAAUUGGGCGGCCGAGCAAUUCGACGUCGCCGGCGUGUAGUCCUAGAGGUAGUGGGGACUACGGGUACGGUUUGUGGCCAUACUGUAUGUACAGAGGGUUUGUAAUGUCGGCGAGUGUGGAAGGUGAAAGUAGUAAAUGCAGUAAACCCACGGUGGAGGUUAGUGUGCAGCACGUGAACUGCACGGAGGAUGCAGCGGCGUUCGUGGCUUUGUCAGCCGCCAUUGAUCUGAGUAUGGACGCUUGUAAACUUUUCUCUCAAAAGCUGAGGAAGGAAUUGUGCCCCCCACAGGAUUUACUCUCGUGACGGUUCCGAUUUGUCAGUCUCUUUCUUGGGUAAACGGCGAAGAGUAUUGUUCGCCGUUGCGGGCCGGGUAACUACUGAUACUGACUACUAGGUUUCUGUACAGAUGGGAGUGGAGAUUUGACAGGGCACGCUCUGUUUUUGUUAGGGGUGACUUGUGUAAUUUUUGUAUUGUUUCGGGGUCGUUUUUUUAUUUUCCCCAACUGUAAGUUUUGUAGUUAGCUAGCUGAUCCAAGUUAUCUCAAUUACAAAAUUAAGGUUUGUUUUUACUAUUUUCCAAAGUGUAAGAUUGGAAUUUA
Molecule: messenger RNA, 1750 nt
Organism: Ilex paraguariensis (yerba mate)
Lineage: Eukaryota; Viridiplantae; Streptophyta; Magnoliopsida; Aquifoliales; Aquifoliaceae
Source: the annotation of a GenBank genome assembly